AUGCUGAGAAAUCCACACCAACUUUUACUUAUAUUCAUUCAUGGGUUUAAAGGAGACGAUCAGACUUUUCAAGACUUUCCAGUACGGCUCGCCACAACAAUGGGCAACCAACCAAACCUCACCGCCAAAUCAAUAGUCUAUAAAAAGUACGAAACACGUGGUCAUUUAGCUCAAGCUGUGGAUGCAUUUUGUUUAUGGCUUGAUACUGAAGUGAAAGCACAUGAAGAGGAAAAAAUACAAAUUGACGGCGAGAAUGUAUUUGCUCCUGUUUGGGUCUGUUUGUUUGGUCAUUCGAUGGGUGGGAUAAUAGCCGCUGAUGCUGUUCUAAAAUAUAGGAGAUUAGGCGCGGAAAAUUCACCAAAGAUAAUAGGACUUCUCGCUUAUGAUACUCCUUAUUAUGGAUUAGAAUAUGAUAUGAUGAACACCGUAUACACUCGCGCCACUGAAUAUAAAAACCAAAUAGAAAACACAGUAUCAAUGGUUACAGCAGGAGCAGUAUUAGCACAAUCGUUUUGGGGUGGCAAAAACAAAGAAGAAACUAAAUCAUCUACUUCUGAGACUAAAACAGCAAAACCUUCAAAUGGAUUUGGUGUCUUAAAAUGGGGCGCAGCUGCUUUGGCCGUUGGUGCUGUUGGUACAAUGACUUAUAGGCAUAAAGAGAAAGUUGGUGCUGGAAUGGAUUGGGUUAGUAGUCAUUUGGAGUUUGUUAGUGCAUUAAUAAGAAAGGAUGAAUUGAAAAAGAGACUUGAUGAAUUGAUGCAAGAUCCUGAUAUUAUAUUUCAUUGUUACUAUACUUUGAUCCCUCCCCGAGUUUUCGGUGGUACAUCAAAAACCUUUAUCGCCCUUCCACCUAAUCACAUGCGCAAAUACUUCUCGCCGUACGAGUGUGAUGUAGACAGUGAGAUUGACGCGCACACUACCAUGUUUGAUCCAAAAACCAAUCAUAAUUAUUAUACCUUGGCUGAGAUGACUUCACGUCAAUUACUAAAGAUUUUGGAAAAGUUCGAGUAG
This is a messenger RNA of Ambispora gerdemannii, 1011 nucleotides long. NCBI's taxonomy places the organism in Eukaryota, Fungi, Glomeromycota, Glomeromycetes, Archaeosporales, Ambisporaceae. The record is from the annotation of a GenBank genome assembly.